AUGCAAAACCAAGGCUAUAACCCUGCCAAUUAUGGGUAAGAUUUUCACAAUAUGCAAGAUCCCAACAGUGGAUCGGCCUAAAAUCAGAUGUUUGGACUUUUCGGAGGAAUGCCUGGAGGUUAGCCAGGCUAGUACAAUAACUUAAUGGGAGGUAAUCCGAUGGGUUAUAAUUAACCAAAUAUGGUACAUGAUCCUAAUCAAUAACAAAACGGAUAACAAAAUUAAGGUAAUGGAAACUCAUCUCACGCAGAUGUGCUAAGUUAUUUGUAAAAACUCUAAUAAAUUGUGGCUACCUCUACUUCAUAGUCCUCUUCAACUAAUGGAAACAUGGCUAUUGGAUAAUAAAAUUAAAGAGUGAAUGAAUAGUAGUAGAAUAAAGGUUUGACUUAGUAAUAGAAUAGUGUUGAUUAGAUUGUUGGUAUGAAUAGUAAUAAUAGUAGUGCUACUAAUAAUUAGAAUGUUUAAAGUUUGAAUUAGCUUUAAUCUGCAAAUACAAGUACCGCAACUCUAAAUCCAAAUACUGCAGUUGCUCAAGCUAAUGCUAAUCCUCUUUUAAAUCCGGCACUUUUAGCCGCCUAAAAUUAGUUAAUGAUGAACAACAUGCCUUUUGCCAAUCCAAUGAUGAAUCCAGGUUAGGGAGUUUUGUUCCCUGGCAUGAUGGGAGGACCUAUGGAUAUGGGUAUGGCUGGAGGUGCUUUUAAUCCUUAUAUGAUGCCUUACCCUCCUUCAAGCAUGUUUCCUGGAAGUGGCUCCGCUGCCGCAUUUUAAGUUUAAGGGCCUAAGAAUGAAAUAAAAUUGUUUGUUGGUGGAUUAUAAUUCUAAACUAUGGAGCAAGAUCUAUUUGCCUAUUUUUCUCAGUUUGGUUAGGUUGGUGAUGCUAUUGUUAUGAGAGAUAAAAACACUGGCCGAGGCAGAGGGUUCGGCUUUAUUAGGCUCAUCUUUAAAGAAGAUGAUGAAGCUGCAAAGAUGAAGGACUUAAUUUUGAAUUAGAACAAAGAUCAUCAUAGAGGUCAUUACAUUUUGGAUAAAAAGGUUGAUGUAAAGUCAGCUGAUGAUUAUCAAGGAAAAUAAAAUCCUCUUUAAUAAUAAUUGAAUGCCGUCCCUGGAAAUCCUCUGAUUUAAAAGCCAAAUCCUUAUGUGAUUGCUGAGACAAAGACAAAUGCCUAAGACCCUGGACAUGUGGAUGUAACUUUUAAAUACCCUAAGACUAAAAUUUUUGUGGGAGGCUUGGACUUUAAACUGACAGUUGAAGAACUUAAAUAGCAUUUCUCCUAAUAUGGAGAAGUAGUUGAUGCUAUUAUUCUGAAAGAUAUUUAUACUGGAUAAUCUAGAGGAUUCGGUUUUGUAAGCUUUAAGGAUGAAGAUGUUGCUUAAAAUCUGAUAAGAAAUAUUUUGGUUACUACCAUUAAUGGUAGAAAAGCUGAUAUAAAAACUGCUGAACCCAAGUUGAAUCCUUUUAUUCCUCAGAAAGGACAUCCCGGCCAAAUGUAACAAUAUAAUUCCUAAAAUUUUGAUAGUCAGCCAGCUAUGAUUCCUCCUUAUGGAUCAAGAGGUGGCUAUGAUGAUCAAUCUAGAAGUAAUUCAAGGGAUCGUGGUAGAAGUGAUAAGCACCAUCAUCACAAAGGCGACUAAAGAGGAGGCUAUAAACCAAGACAUAGAGGAUCAUCUCAUUCUUCUGGAGAUAGAAGAUCCAGAUCGAGGAGUGGUGAGCAGAGAAGAAGAAACGGAAGAGGAGGCAUGAGUAGAGAUAAAGACAGUAGAGAUAAUAGAAAAGAUCACAGAGAUAGAGGAGAUAGAAAUGAUAGAGGUAAAAGAGGUGAUUAUCCUCGUAGCUCUGGCUCACCAAGACAUAUCAGAAACAGAGGAGAUUCAAGUCCAAGAGGAGGUGGGCAUAAGCAUCACGGCGAUCAAAGAGAUAAAAGAAGAUGA
Messenger RNA from Stylonychia lemnae, 1929 nucleotides. NCBI's taxonomy places the organism in Eukaryota, Ciliophora, Spirotrichea, Sporadotrichida, Oxytrichidae. The record is from the annotation of a GenBank genome assembly.